UGAGGGACGCCGCACUAUGGAAGCCAGUCUCCCAGCGUACGCAACCGCGGCCGCUGACGUAUGUAGUCACGUGGUUUUUGGCGUCGCUCCCCCUGUGCUCGUGCAUUUUUUUUCGGCUGUUGUCUUUAGGGUUCGGGUAGAUUCUGUACAAUUACACACACCGCUGUGUCCAGGCUGCAUUAGGGACAGUAGCCACUUCUGGAGCCGAACUGUCCCCUAGUGGUUCACCCUGCACCGCGGACAGAUUGUGUGGCCUGGGAUGAAGUCUCAUGAAGUCGCUCACUGCAGCUGACGUUAAAAGUCAGCAGAAAAAUUUUAUUUUCUCAGACAGAGAACCAUCAAUAUUUCACCGACAGUCCUUCAUCAAGGCUGCACUGUCGCAGUCUCACGAUAGGCCAUGGCCAGUCGAAGAAAGUCAACCACCCCCUGCAUGAUCAGGCAGAAUGACUUGGUUGAUGAGGAUAUGGAUGACUGUGUAGACAGCACAAUGGAAAAUGGAUCUUCAGAUGUUCCUUCUGGUGAGAACGAGACGGAUGAAAAAAAUACAGAGAUUGAGAUGACUGAUCCAGAAAAGCCUGAGACAGAAAUUGGGCCACAGAAAAAAGUACAAGGAGGCUACGAGUGCAAAUACUGUACCUUCUCCACACAGAAUCUUAAUGAGUUCAAGGAACAUGUAGAUUCCAACCAUCCUAACGUAAUUCUUAAUCCUCUUUACCUGUGUGCCGUUUGCAACUUUAACACAAAAAAGUUUGAUUCCUUGACCGAACACAAUGAGAAAUGCCAUCCUGGAGAGAGCAAUUUUAAGUUCAAGCGAAUUAAACUAAACAGUCAGACCAUCCUGGAGCAAACGAUUGAAGGAUCAAGCUGUGCAUUCACAUAUGAUGCAACUAGUCCCCAGUCUCAAAAUGACUUUUCCACCUUGAGUAAAUCCACAGCAGUAAAGUUUAGUAAACCAAAAAGUGAUGGCAAGCGCAUAUUAGUUGAUGUUCAAAUGGACAAACUCAUCCCAGAGCUACCCAAAAAACAAAUAACUGCAGUCAACGUAAAUGGAACCGUUAUAAUCCCAGAAGCAACACUAAAAGAUGGCCUUUCGCACAUAAUGCCAUCCCUGCAGCGUCCACCUAACUACAGUUCAGUACCAAAAAUUGCUGUCCCUCUGAACACCUCAAAAUAUAAUGCAUCCCUGGAUGGCAACCUGACUCUCAUUACUUCUUUUAAUAAGUUCCCAUACCCUACACAAGCUGAGCUGUCGUGGCUCACUGCAGCUUCUAAGCACCCGGAGGAACAAAUAAAAGUCUGGUUUAUGACUCAAAGGCUAAAACAAGGCAUCAGCUGGUCUCCGGAAGAGGUUGAGGAGGCACGUAAGAAAAUGUUCAAUGGUACAAUUCAGCCUCUUCAGCAAGCAUUUACUGUCUUACCUGCCAACUUAACCCAAUCCACAAAAGCCUCCCAGAAUCUUAUUCAGACAGUUCUUGGACAGUCCAGCUUGGUAUUGACACCAGUUGCCAAUGGAUCUAAUGCAGUGUCUGCUCCCAUUGCAUUAACAGUUACGAAUCAAGCAGCGAAGGCUGUUAAAAGACCCCUCAUGUCCCCCAUUUCUCCCCAUGAGUUAAAGAGGCCUUCAAUAAUCCAAACAGUCCAGAACACUUCUAAAGCUGCCUCACCAACACAAAAUAUUUCCUCAGAGUGCAAAAAAACUCCAGAACAGAUGAAAGAGCUAAUGGCUAGCUAUAAUCUGUGCCAGUUUCCUGAUGAUGAAGAAGUGUAUCGCCUUAUUGAGGUGACUGGACUUUCAUGGGGAGAGAUCAAAAAGUGGUUCAGUGAUCACCGUCUUGGAAACCAUAGGGCAGCACAUAAUUCGAAGGAAAAUCAGCCUCAGAAAACAGUGGCUACAAAGUUUCCCCUUCUGGAACGAGUCAAAGGCAAAUCAUCCGAGCAAAUGAAAAUGUUAGAGGAAUGUUUCCAGAAAACUAGCUUUCCUUCACAGGUUGAGAUUGAAAACCUUGCAGCCGACACCAGACUGUCAAAAACUGAAAUUGACGGGUGGUUUACAGAGCGCCGUGCUCUUCGUGACAACCUUGAAAAAGCUCUGCUUAACUCCUUGAGCUCUAAAAAAGUUGACAGAGGUUCUUUCAAUGGUGUACACGAGCAGGAAAAUCGGACCAGGUCAUCUCCUCUUCCCGUGUUAACCACAUCCGUUUACUUGGAAAUUGACAGCAAGUCUCUUUGUCUUUUGAAAGAGGUUUUUUCACAAACACAAUGGCCAUCACCAGAAGAAUAUAACCAACUGGAACUUCAGACAGGGUUGCCUCGCACAGAAAUCGUACGCUGGUUUAAGGACAACCGAUCUGCACUAAAGAACGGAACUUUGGAAUGGAUGGAGCAGUACGAGCGUCUAAACAACAGAAAACACUAUGAGCAGAACAGCUUGCUCAGCACAGAGCCAGCACAAAGUGUUCUGCAGAGAAGUUUUAAAGAGGCUAAGCUACUAAAACAAGAGGAUGAUGAGCAGCUGGUGGAGAGGUCGAAACUCAUCAACCAGGACAUUGUGAACUGGGUUGCCAGUAAACUUGGUCACAACAUACAGGACAGCAUAAAAAAGGACCAACAUGGACUGGUUACUGUGGACAAUGGGAGAUGGAUUAAGGUUUCUAUGGGUGCUGAGAAUGGAAGAAAAGAUUCUGAGGCACAAAAAGAGGUCUCAAAUUUUAAAAUCUUGACCCAAGAACACACAGUAUCAGAAGAAAUCAAGGAAGGGCAGAGCAUAGGCUGCUGUGACUAAUUUGAAAGAGGAAAAACUACAUUAACCUACUUGGAACCAAUGAUUUAAUACCUGGACUUUGAUAUUAUACAAAGAGAAAACGACUGAGAUGUAUGUAAGCACUGGCCAGGGACUGACCAUGGAGUGCCAAAGUCAGACUGCUAUGUUAAUGAGUAUUGUUUUGGAAUUUCAUUUUUUAGGUUUUGUUUUUAGCAAACAAGCCCUUGUAAAUAUGUUUUGAACAGAUUUGUAAAUUUUUCUGAGGAUGAGAAUUUUGUUACCUUUAUAAUAUUGUAGAUAUACCCGAGUAAUUUUGCUAAACCCUACAUUGGAAACAUUAGGCCUUCUUGUGAAAGGGCAGUAAACCUAUUUACCUGCUGAUUAAUACAGUGCACUGAAAAAGUAUUUGGUGGACUCCUAAUUUCCUCUAGUUUUUGCAUAUUUGUCACAGUAAAUUGUGUCAGAUUAUAUAGAGAGAGGCAGAACAUGGAAACAGUUUUGAAAAGGUUUUAUUAGUAUUUAUUUUUCACAUCACUGUGAAAAGGCCACUCCUCACUAAAUGACUUUAUUUAACCAUGUUGUAGUGCUUUCAGGCAUUAACUGCCUGUGUUUUAUUGUCCUGCCACUUCAUCUCAAUGGGGUUCAAGUCGGAACAUGCCGAGUUAAAAGUGGACUUGCUCUGACUGUUGCAGAACUCAUUUGCGCUUUAGUCUCAGAUCACAGACUAAUUACCGAGAUUGUCCUGGUUGAGAGCAGAAAUUAUGGCUGUAUCAAUUAUGGCAACUUGUCCAGGCCCUGAAGCAGCAAACCAUCACACAACCACAGCCAUAAGUCACUGUUGGUCUUGUAUUGUGUAUUGUGGAAUGCUAUAUAAAUUUUACACCAGCUGUAACAGGACCCAUGGCUGCAUCCGAAAUCGCAUACUUAAGUAGUACGUACUAGAUUCAAGGCAGUGCGCACUGCUCGGCCGGUAAAGCAGUAAGCUCUUUCAGUACGCAAGUGUGCAGUAUGCACGCAACCUCGUACGUACUAUGUCCAACAUCUUACCAAUGUCAUGUGAUGCAUGACGUUUCAUCACCACAGUUAUAACAAUUUCAAAGUCGGACAACAUUAAUUCUGUCGUUCUCCACAAAGCUACUCAUAACGUUAUUCAGGGUUGUACUUAAUCACAAAAUUUUUAAUGUUUGUGUUUUUCCGCCAUCUUUAUUUUUCGCUACGAACACCUUUGCAGCUCAAGUUGAGUUAUGGGAUAGAUUAGUGGACCGCAAGUGUGCCGUGUUUGCAUACUCAAAAAUGGCUGCCCAGGCAGUAGGUCAUCCAGGUACUUUAGCGUACUGUUUAAUGUAUAUUACGUAUUCGGACAUACUACCUGCUCUCGCGUAUUGCUUUCACUUACUGUUCAGUAUGGAAGUAUGUGAUUUUGGACGCAGCCCAUCUUCCAGAUAGCACUUUUAUUUCAGGCUUGUGGGACAUCAAAGUGUGUUAUUUCAUGAUGCCGUGUUUGCCCGGUCUAGAUAAACUCAUCAACACUGAUCUUAUCAGACUCGGGGUCUGCAGCUCCAUAGAUGGUCAUCUUGAUUUUUUUUUUUUACUUACUUGAUAAACUGUCAAUGUGUUAUUAGAGGACGUUUUAUAGACUAGUGACAGUAGACAUUGCUAGAAAGGUUUGGCCCGAGUGAUUAAAUUUGACAAGGCUGGCAGUAAUUAAGCCUGGGUCUGUUUAGUAACCAGGCUUUUACAAAGGCUUAACAUCAAGUACUUGAUCACACAGGGCCAGUUAGUUUUGAAAAACAUUUCUGUGAAAUGAUAAGUAUUAGUAACAUUUUCUUUGUCAUAUUAACUUUUGUUUGAAUAUCUAUAACGAUUAGAUGUGAUGAAUAUGCAAAACAGAAGAAAUUAGAAAGGAAGUAAAUGGUCGCUGCACUGUAUGGUCAAUAUGGCACUUAAUUAUUCAGGUGUGAAAGACAAGCGGUGCUCUUACAAAACUCAUUCUCAUUCCUUAAACCAGGUGAAAAUAAGGACUUUUCCUUGGACCACAGAUUUAUUGCCUGUGCCUCAUACUGUAUUUACCGUUGAUAUAAUCAAAAGUGAAAUCAGUGGCACAAAACUCCUUUCUUUGUAGUUACUUCUUGCCAUAUUACUGCCACAGAUAAAUGCAGUGGCUUUUUUCCUGAGAGUACCAUUUUAGCAUCUGUUAGCUCUAGCCUGCUUCAAAGUAGCGCUUCUUUACCCAUGUUGCCUCUGGUUUUUGUGUCAUGUUCAGACAUGUUUGGAAUACUGUAUGGCUAUUACAAAUCAUGCUUGCUCUUUCUUUGAACAGUCUGCUGUAACUCAAUAAAACAACAGAUUAAAACUA
Trichomycterus rosablanca is the source of this 5117-nucleotide messenger RNA. It is a transcript of the gene zhx2a, whose product is annotated as zinc fingers and homeoboxes 2a. NCBI's taxonomy places the organism in Eukaryota, Metazoa, Chordata, Actinopteri, Siluriformes, Trichomycteridae. Gene Ontology annotation, molecular function: DNA binding; DNA-binding transcription factor activity, RNA polymerase II-specific. Gene Ontology annotation, cellular component: nucleus. The transcript is spliced from 3 exons. Gene Ontology annotation, biological process: regulation of transcription by RNA polymerase II. Bases 398 to 2782 code for a protein of 794 amino acids. The record is from RefSeq and is a predicted model, not a curated record.